GCCUGUGACGAGUGCGCGGGGUUUCCGGCCAUGGCGGCCGGCUGCGCGCCCGGUUCCCCGCGUGCACCGGCCGCUGUCCGGCUGCGGCUCAGCACGGACACCGAGCACCGAGCGGGACCGACGGUCCAGACGGUGCCGGGCUCGCGGCAGCAGAGCGCCGGCGGCGCGCGGCGGAGCUUCCUGUGUGCGGCCCGGGCUGCACGCGCGCCCCGCCGCUCGGACCAAACAUGGGCUUCCUCCGUGCCAUGUUUGGGAACGUACGUCACGCUGGAGUCUUUAUAAAGCCGGGACGGCGGAGAGGAGCGCUGACAGACCCAAGUUCACAUCAACACGUGACAACACAAACAUGACAAGUCCACUGUCCCCGGUGAGUCCGCAGCUUCACCUCCUGCAACUGUAACCACGUCAGGCACCUUUUCCAGCGGGACCCGGAGCUGUCGAGCCUCCAGCGUUGGCUUCCUCCGAGCACAUCCCGCAGCAGCAGCCCGGUCAGAGCGCCUCUCUGCGCGGCUCGGUCCCCCCGCAGGAACUGCUCCAGGAGCGGCCGCUGAGCUCCACGCCCGCCGCCGCCUCUGGCUCUUCCUCCUCCCGAGAGAUGGCAGCGACCAAGGCGGAGCUGCUGCUGUCCGCCCUGCAGAUCUCUGACCCGCUGGCCGGCUUCCCGCCGCCGCUCUCCCCGCUGGACGGCUACGCGAAGCUGGAGGAGCUGAGGAUGCUGCUGCAGAACGCCGCGGCCGGAGGCUCGCUGCUGGCCGCGUCCGCCGCGGAGGGAGCCGGGCUGCUGAGCGCGGAGCCCGGGGAGUACGGAGACUCUCUGUCGGAGCUGAUGGACCUGCAGGGUCUCCCCCCCCUCACCCCCCGCCUCGCCCCGCUCACCUACAGCGGCCGCUUCACCUUCGAGCCCUCUGCCUCCAGCAGCGCCCUAUGGGCGGAGCCUCUGCUCAGCCUGUUCACGGGGUUGGUCGGCAUGGCGGCUCCUCCCCCUGCUACCUGCAGCCUCUCCACCUGUUCAUCAUCGCCAUCAUCCUCAUCAUCGUCGCUGUCCCAGCCGAGCUUCAGCUGCGUCUCCGCUGACGUGGCCUCGCACACCUCCGCCGUCGACCUCUUCGUCCCCGCCUCUGACUCCCAGCCGCCCCCCCAGGCCUUCCAGCCACACGGCCCCCCUCCGGCAUACCCCUCCUCCACCUCCAGGUCGGGGCCAUUACAGAUGCUGCCGGACUACCUGCUGCCGCAGCAGCCGGACGGCAAGCUGGGUCUGAACCAGGACCAGAAGCCCGUGCUCCCGCAGGGGCUCACGCCGCUGUCCACCAUCAGAGCGUUCUCCUCGCAGAUCCAGACGCAGCCUCCUGGCUCCGCCUUCCAGGCCCAAGUCGCCAAGUCCGGUCGGAUCAGAAAAUCCAACGUGGCCCGGCACUGCAGGACGCCGGCUCACGAGCGUCCGUACGCCUGUCCCUCGGAGGGCUGCGACCGCCGCUUCUCCCGCUCCGACGAGAUGACGCGUCACGUGCGCGUGCACACAGGCCAGAAGCCGUUCCAGUGCCGCAUCUGCAUGCGCAGCUUCAGCCGCAGCGACCACCUGACCACGCACAUCCGCACGCACACCGGCGAGAAGCCGUUCGCCUGCAACGAGUGCGGACGCAAGUUCGCCCGCAGUGACGAGCGCAAGCGGCACGCCAAGAUACACCAGAGACAGCGGGACCGCAAGGCAGACCGGAGCGACACUUCCUCGCCUGCACCGGUCGCCAUCACAACGCCCCCUGCCUACCCCUCCUCUCCCACUCACAGCUCGUCAUUGCCCGGCGCCAGGCUCUUCUCCUCCCUCGCCGUGCAGGCCGCCUCCCCCUGCUUCCCCUCCCCAUCCUCUCUGUCACACGUCUACACCUCCUCGCCGUCGCCUCACCUCUACUCCUCCUCCUGCUGCUCCUCUCCGAGGGGGAGCCCCUCCCCUCGCAUCGCCAACAUCUGCUGACAGACCGCCUGUCCCGCGGUGACCUUUGACCUCAGACUGAAACUCUGCCUCUAACAUGAUCGGCACGUUUUUCAACAGAUGGCGAUUUAAAAACUUCAGCGGUGAAAAACAAGAGUUUACGGAGAAAAUACAGAAACUCCCACGUUGAAUUUAAAGACUUGAUAUUCUCUGAUUGUAAAUAUGAAAACUGUAUGAGAUGUUUACAUGAUGCAGCGUCGUGUGCGUCAUUACCUACUGAGUAGGUCCGGGGAUGUUUGUACUUUUACAUUCAAGUCAGUGUUGAUUUUAUACUGUUUCCUCUUCAAAGAGCCACAAGAAUAAAAUGUCAAAAUCA
Molecule: messenger RNA, 2303 nt
Organism: Scophthalmus maximus (turbot)
Lineage: Eukaryota; Metazoa; Chordata; Actinopteri; Pleuronectiformes; Scophthalmidae
Product: early growth response protein 1-like
Exons: 2
Coding region: 596-1969 (457 amino acids)
Biological process (GO): regulation of transcription by RNA polymerase II
Molecular function (GO): DNA-binding transcription factor activity, RNA polymerase II-specific; RNA polymerase II cis-regulatory region sequence-specific DNA binding
Source: RefSeq, a predicted model, not a curated record